UAGUAGCUUCUGUGUUAAAGACAUGUUCACUGAAAUGAAUCACAAAUCAAAAAAAGAAUUGAAUUAACUUGUGAAUCUGAAUCCAAUCAGGAAUUAUUUGAUAUCCAGCCAUAUAGUUCAGAGCAGCAGGAAACUCUAUCAGCUUCAGCUCAGUGUAGCUGUGGUACAUAGGUUUUGUGUACUAAAAUUGCUCUCGCUGUCAUCUUAAAAGAACUUUUUUUCCUGGCAUGCAUAUCCGUCCUUCUCGUCUUUGUUGUGGAGAGUGUGAAGGAUGUUCUGCAUGCUUCCUGUGGUGUAACUGUCCCUGAACCUCACACCCUCAACGUGCCUCAUACACUGCAAUCGCUUAAAGCCAAAGAGGCCACAGAUGAGAUGGAGCUCUCUAUUUUGAAGACUUGUCAGUGUGUCAGUGAUCUCAGGCAAGAGCUUCAUAAGGUAGCAGUAGGGAGGGCCACGGAGCUGCUGAAGCUGCAUUCAGAUCAUCUGGUGCUGCAGGCCCUGAAAGCCUCUGGUGGGGACGGAAACCUUGAGGCCGUGGCUGACUACGCCAGCACACUGACUGAACACAACGAACAGCUGGUGGAGACUUGUCGUUUGCUCUGCCACGUCUCGGGGACAGAGCCGCUGGAGAUCACCUGCAUUCAUGCUGAGGAAACCUUUCGUGUCAUUGGUCCACAGAUCAUCUCAGCGGCACAGACUCUUGCUCUGCACCCCACCAGCAAGAUAGCCAAAGAGAACCUGGAUGUAUUUUGUGAGGCCUGGGAGUCCCAGCUCUGCGACAUGGCGAUCCUAUUGAAGGAGAUUAAUGAUGUGUUUGAGGGCCGCAGAGGUGAUAAGAAAACAUAUCUGUCUUUACCAAGGCCAGGGAAACACUCUGCUAACCUGAAGACAGUCAAGGCUGCCAAACUUGAUGCUGAGGAGCAAACCACCAUCGCUAAGCUGGGCCUGGAGCUGUGUCUCCUCACCUCAGACGUGGACUCGGAGGUGGAGCGCUGGGAUGAGCAGGACCACGAGAUGGUGCGACUCUGUCAGAUCAUAUCCAGCAUGGCUUACUCCAUGUACCUCUUCACCAGGGGUGAAGGCCUGUUAAAGACAACUUCGGAUUUAUUCCACCAAGCUGAGGUGUUGUCAGACCAGGGUCUCCAGCUAUGCCCAGUCCUCCAGUCUCUCUCCACACAGCUGCUGGAUGAAGACCGAAUGCUUAUUAUAUCUGAAACAGAGAAGCUGUCAAGUGCAUGUCAACAACUACAGGCCUGUGCAAAGACUCCCGUUCAGGGCAAGAGCGCCAUCUUCCAGAAGGUGGACUCAUCCAUACAGAAUACCAAAGGCAUCUUGAUAUUGGUGGUCUACUUACUGCCCAUCUGUAAUAAACUCAUCAGAAAGUGUAAGUCAGAGCGCAGCUGCCUGGCUUCACCCCAGCACUGGAGGGAGAAACAGUUGAGCGCGCCCGUCAGCGAGGAAACUCUCAACGGCAAAGGCUCCAACGGAUUUGGGGUCAAAUCCCUGGAGCAGCACAUGGCCAAUCUCACAUUCCUGGAGAGCAAAUAACUCCCAAAACCAAAGGCGCUCCUGUCUGUUCUUGUACACAAAGUGCAUGGCGGUGCACUCGCUCACAACGUGCCAUUCUUUGUGCUUCUGCCCAUUCGCUUUGUGGUGUACGGUAGCGUUAGCAUUGCCAGCCUCAUUCCAAAUACCAAAAAAAGAGAUAUAUCGAAGAAAAAGCAAAACAAAACUUUAUUGCAUGUGUUCAAGUCAUUAUUUCGAGUUUAAUGGCUGGUAAAUAAGCUACGGUUUUAACCGAAACAAUAUUCAACAAUGUUUUUCGUGAUUAGCCAACGUUGAGGUGUACAUGAUAAGUUUUAAUGCAAAAAAACAAAACACUCUGCACACUGUAUUUAACAUAACUGCCUCAUGUACAAGUUGAUGCCAAAUAUGUCCAGUUUUAAUCAUCUUCCUACACUGAUCUCAAUACAAGGGCAGUCGCUUAAGACUGUAAGACACAAAUCCGGUAUUUUUUGGAUACUAUGAUGAGAAAAUAGGCAUCUUGAUGUUCCGUUUGAGAGUUUACAGGAAGAUAUGUUGUUUUCUAAAAAGGAAUUUCUGAAGGAUGUUCAUGAAAAAGGCGGUUUCUUUUAAAGGACACUCCUUUUUAAAAAAGACUCAUUUUAAGUCCCCUAGAGUUAAUCAGUUGAGUUUUAUCAUUUUUGAAUCCAUUCAACUGGAGAAAUUUUAGCUUAGCUUAGCAUAAAUCAUUGAAUUGGAUUAGACCGUUAGCAUCUUGCUCAAAGAUGUCAAGAAAGCGUUUUAAUAAUUUUUCUAUUUAAAGCUUGACUCUUCUGGAUCUUGCAUAAAACCAAUGAAAGAUGAAAAGUUGCCACUUUCUCGUAUUUCUAGAUACGGAAAGUUCUAGAAAGUUGCUUAUUUCUAUUCUGAUACGGCUAGUAAUAUUACUCUCAUUAUGAUGUCAUAAUCAAGACACUUUUCUGUUGGUCUUAUUAAAUGACUUAACUACAUUAGCUUCAAGCUUUAAAUAAAAUAGAUAAAAUUAGAUUUUUAUCUUAUUUAGAUUUUAUUAGAUUUAGAAUUAGAUUUUUAUUCUUAAAUUUAAUUAGAUAAAAUUAUCUAAACUUUUUUUUUUUACAUAUUUGAGCAAGACGCUAAUGGUCUAAUCUGAUUAAAUUUUUUAUGCUAAGCUAAAAGAAGUCACCUAGAGUUAAACUGUUGAGUUUUACCAUUUUUUAAUCCAUUCAACCGAUCUUCAGGUUUAGUGGGAGCACUUUUAGCUUAGCUUAGCCGGAACUAUACUCUCAUUAUGAUGUCAUAAUCAAAAAACUUUUUCGAUGGUCUCCGUACAUAAAAUUAUUAAAACUUUUUUGACAUAUUUGAGCAAGAUGCUAAUGGUAUAAUCCAAUUCAAUUAUUUAUGCUAAGGUAAAAGAAGUAACCUAGAGUUAAACCAUUGAGUUUUACCAUUUUUUUUAUCCAUUCAGCUGAUCUUCAGGUCUGGCGGGAGCACUUAGCUUAGCAUAAAACAUUCAAUCAGAUUAGACCGCUAGCAUCUUGGUUAAAAACGUCAAGAAAGAGUUUUGAUAAUUUUUCUAUUUAAAGUUAGACUCUUCUGUAUCUUGUGCUAAGACCAAUGGAAGAUGAAAAAUUGCCACUUUCUAGUCCGAUACGGCUAGGAUUUCAGGUCUGGCAGAAACACGUUUAGCUUAGCUUAGCAUAAAUUAUUGAAUCGGAUUAGACCAUUAGCAUCUUGCUCAAAAAUGUCAGGAAAGAGUUUUGGUCAUUUUUCUAUUUAAAGCUUUAUUCUAAUGUAAUUACAUCAUGUACGAAGACCAAUGGAAAAUGAAAAGUUCCUGAUUUCUAUUCCGAUAUGGCUAGGAACUAUACUCCCAUUAUGAUGUCAUAAUCAAGAAAGUUUUUUGUACAUAAAGUAACUACAUUAGAAUCAAGCUUAUUUAUGGAAAAAUUUGAGCAUGAUGCUAAUGGUCUAAUCCGAUUCAAUUAUUUAUGCUAAGCUAAAAGUACCCCAGCUAGACCAGAGAUUGGCUUAAUGGAUUAAAAAGUGGUAAACCCAACUGUUUUCCUCUAGGAGACUAAUAAAAUUGGCCUACUCCCCAAAAAAGUAGAGUGUUCCGUUAAAGAGAGAGUUUACCUAAUAAUUUAUUCACACUCAUGUUGUUCCAGGUCUGUAUUUAUUCUGACAAACACAAAAGACGAUAUUUUAAAAACUUUUUUUUUUUUCUCCACACCAUAAGAGUCAAUGCUGAAGACCAUACAGGUUUGAAACAAUGCGAAGUGUCAUUUUUGGGAAACUUUCUAAAUAAGUGUAUUGUCAUAGGAGCGACAGCCUUGUAAUAGUAUUGACUGCCUUGUAGGUCACUGUGAUUUGUAUUUUUACUUCUGUCCUAACAAUGUAAGACUUUGGUACAUUAACCUAAAAGGUUAGAGUGAAGACGGUAUGUACAGUCAAUCAAUAGUUUAGGCUGUAGUGCAUCGAAGAGCAACAUUUUAGUAGGACGCAGAUAAAAAGGCUCUUCAGCAAUGGGUUUCCAUUCACACAUUAAUUCUAGUUGAUCCUGUUUCUCUGAUUAAUAAACCAUAAGCUUUAGAGAUGAUUGUGCAGCUAUGACUUCCCAUUGUAUUAGUGUUGGACCAUUUGAAUGAUUGUUAAAUCAGAAAACAAAGUCUAAAUAUACGUUAUUUUUCUUAAAAUAUUA
Danio rerio (zebrafish) is the source of this 4222-nucleotide messenger RNA. The record is from RefSeq and is a predicted model, not a curated record. Lineage: Eukaryota; Metazoa; Chordata; Actinopteri; Cypriniformes; Danionidae.